AUGUCAAUGCAAGUAACGACACCACUAUUACCUAGCGCUGAUGUCCGUGAAUCCCGACAUGUCACUAAGCCAGAAGCUGAAGAUACAUCGGACAAGAGUCAGUAUCGCGUUCUACAGCAUUCAUCCACUCAGCAGACAGUACCGCUUGUUGCUACCAAUAUUACCCUAUUAAGAACGACGACUGGAGAGAUUGAUGCAUUCAAAGCUGAGCUGGAUAAACGAUUCACGAUGAAACAUCUAGGACCAGUUAAAACGUAUCUCGGAGUGAGUAUCAUUCGCGAUCCAGAUCUUCGUACUAUCUACGCCCAUCAAGCUGGCUAUCUUGGCUCGAGGGAUUUUAAGGUCAGUAUUUAUAUUGGCAGGGUGUCCCGCUCCACCAGAUCAGAUGGAAGAUGGACGCCAGAACUUGUCGUUAUCUACAAAGAAAUAAAGCACUUCGAAGUCGUUAUUCACUUCAAUCAAGUCAGAAUGUCUGGUGUCAAGGUGUUGGCGGCGCUCACGUAUGACAUCUGCAAGGUUAACCACCGGAAACUGUUAAUUUUCGUGGACUGGCCGACGGUUCAAUGGGUCGUUGAGUUCUUCUUGACCCUACUCGGAUUUAAAUGUUUAUGUGUGCGUGCUUCCAUGACAGCCAUCGAGAGGGAACAGGCUAUCGACGCUUUCCGAGAUCCCACACACGAAGGCCAAGUCCUAGUGACAAGUUUCCGCAUAUCCGCGACGGCGAUAAACUUGCAGACCGCGUGCUGUGAUGUCUGUUUUGUUGAGAUCCCACCAAAUUGGCAGACCGGCCUACAGACCGGAUGUCGUGUUGCGCGCCUAGGACAGCUACUAGCGUCCUUUAUAUGGAUCGCUUUUCCCACGAUCAGCUUCUCCACUGCGGUUGCAAAGAGAUUGGUUGCUCAACAAAGAGAUUUUCUGGCUAGAGUAACGAAAAAUUAA
Molecule: messenger RNA, 939 nt
Organism: Bacidia gigantensis
Lineage: Eukaryota; Fungi; Ascomycota; Lecanoromycetes; Lecanorales; Ramalinaceae
Exons: 3
Coding region: 1-939 (312 amino acids)
Source: RefSeq, a predicted model, not a curated record